Molecule: messenger RNA, 2733 nt
Organism: Pocillopora meandrina
Lineage: Eukaryota; Metazoa; Cnidaria; Anthozoa; Scleractinia; Pocilloporidae
Source: the annotation of a GenBank genome assembly
AUGAUGCAUUUGGCAAUCGUCGCUGCUGCUAAACAGUUUCCUAUUUCUCGUAGAGCAAUAAUUUCCACACAGGAAAACGUGCGCUUGAAAGGCCAUAUUGUUGAGAGUCUUAACUCACCCAGUUUAACGUCGUGCAGCCAUUCCUGCCUCAGGAAUUCAUGGCGUUCUUCCACAAACUUCAAGAAGCCAUCAAAGGAAAACGACCAAGGAACUUGUGAACUAAACCAACACGGGUUCCUCGAAAGUAUUUGAGGUUGGAUUUAGAGUCAGACUUGAUGUAGCAUCAAAACAUAUUACUUUGAAGUAGAAAGCUCAGUUGUGAUCCAAGGAUCUUGGCACCUGCCUCUCAACCAGUUUCCCCACUGACUUCGCAACAUUAUUUUGAACAGGAUAAGAAUAAAUAUUUAUAGACAUGGGGCUAUCGACAUCGCUGAUCCUAGAAGUAUGCAGGACGCGUGUCACAUAUGAACUUCAUAAUGGGCGUCGUUAACCAUAGAGUCUCUGUGGCUCAGUGGUACAGCAUCGCAGCGCGGAAUCCGAAGGUCUGAGGUUCCAUUCUUUGUAGGAACUCAGAAUUUUUUCUUUGUCCCCCGCUCGUGACAAGACGCAAAACAUCUUGCUGUAUUAUUUUGAAUAUUUUGAAGAUUAUCAUUGUUAUGUUAAUCAUAGGGAUGUGAUACGACCUGUUGUCUCAAUGGUGGAUCUUGCGUUCUUGACAAAAACAAACAGACAUUUCAAUGUUCGUGCAAGGCUCCUUGGACUGGAGAAAGAUGUCUAAAUGGUAAGAUCUCUUUUAAGCUGAAAUCUGGCAUGGUACAUGUCAAGCAGGAUUUUCAGCAAACUGAGCUGUUUACCUGCCCUGAGGCACUAGUGAUUUAGACUAUGUAAGUCGUUUGGUGGAUUAGAAUUUGUUAUAACUUCAGUGUAAAAUUUACGUAACAUUUGAUCUAUAGCAGAGAAUCUGGUGGCUCUUCUUGUCCACUGUUAAAAUCAGGGCGUGAAAUUGCGCCUAAUACAGGCGCCAAUGCGACUAAAUUUUUCACUUUGGCGACCAAAUCCUGAAAGUUAGUCGCCAAAUUGGCGACUAGAACGUUUCAUCAUAACCUUACCAAGAGAUAUAGUGAAUUAAAAAGAUUUGCAAAGAUAAAUCCGAGGUAAACUUCCUCGUUAAGUUUGUUUCAAAAACGUAGCACAUGAAUCUCGAUCGAUAACUAAACGCCAUCUUGGAUUUAGAUGAGCUUUAAUGUUGUAUAUCAUCCAUCCUAGUGUCCACUUUGUAGCACGUUAAGGAUCUUUUCCCUAAUUUACUUUUGGAGGGUCUAUCUAGAACGCUGACAGCGUAAAGAAAGAUUUUGUUUGUCUUUGAAAAUGGCGACCAACUUUUUUUGAAUUGGCUACUACUUUGAAGAAUUUAGGAGCCAAGUGGCUAUCAGAAAAAAAAAUUAAUUUCAGGUCGAAUUGGAAAUUGGAAUGUUGGCUUUCGUGGAGGAAGAAAACCGGAAGAUCUGGAGAAAAACCCUCGGACGAGAUACGACAAUAAUCUCGCCUCAGAUAUGACACCAGGUCCGGGAAUCGAACCCGGGCUACAGCGGUAGGAGGCGAGCGCUCUCACCACUACGCCAUCUGUACUCCCUCUUGUAGUUAAGCUUAUUUCUUUAUUCUCAGAGAUAGAACGUAAAGAGGUGUUCUCUGGGAAAAUAUAUUAAGGUAGAGUGAAUGGGCCUCUCUCUUGAGUAAUGUCCCGGUGGCUUUCGCUCUUAGUUGAGCAGAAGCUGGGGGCGUUUAUCGGCUGAGGCUUAAGUGUGGACUCUAAUAUUUUGAUAGCUCCUCUUUCAUGCAAGGACAUCCGGGACUCAUGGGACUCCAUUGGGGACGGAGAGUACUGGAUCGACCCUGAGAACAGUUGCAAGCUUGUGAAGGUCUUCUGUGACAUGACAACGGAAGGAGGUAAGCUUGGUAUGAAAACAGCUCAUUCACAAGAAAGCGAUCAGUAUUCUGUCCUAUAAAUGCUAGAUCAAGGUAAACUAAGUUUUCAUUAAACAUUUCGAAAAAUUCACACGUUACGAGUACUUGAAAGAGUAUUUCACCCCUCACAAAUCUAAAAGGGUAAAUUCAAAUUUCACCUUACCUUGUCUUUCUGUAAAACUUAUGCAUCACAUCAUCAUUUUGAUCUUAAUCACGUGACAAGUAUGAACCUUUUGAAAAACUCAGCUAAUAGCUACCUUACCCUCUACAACAGUUUCACCUUGUAACAGCGAGCGAUCAAACUUACUGAGUGAUUUUAUUCAUUGAAAAUAGGCUUAAAAAGAACUUUAAAUUCCGUUCUGUUAUAUUUCAGGAGGAUGGCUUCUCGUCGCGAACUUUGUGACUGAUGGCUCUACUUCAUUCACCAGAUGGACUUUAAAUUCAUCAUACCGAUCGAUCAGCAACUUCUCUAGCAAUAAAAUGGGUAUUACAACAAAGGCGGUGCGAGAUCUCAGAUCACACUUGAAUUUCACUCAGCUUAGAUUCCACUGCAGUAAGAAACAGGGACGCACGUUCCACGUGGCCACUGUGGCUAACAGCUCUGGCGAAGCUGUAGUUCAGUACUUCAGCGGUCAGACAAAUGUAGUGCCUGCUUCAUGCGGGUCCUUUCAAAAAAUGCACGGGGAUAACUCAAAGCUGGCAGCACAGUGUGAAAGUUGGGGAUACGAAAACAGGUACUAUGUGGGAAAAUGGGGACUGGUUCUGUGA